Molecule: messenger RNA, 3008 nt
Organism: Dinoponera quadriceps
Lineage: Eukaryota; Metazoa; Arthropoda; Insecta; Hymenoptera; Formicidae
Product: RCC1 and BTB domain-containing protein 1-like
Exons: 10
Coding region: 300-2009 (569 amino acids)
Molecular function (GO): protein binding
Source: RefSeq, a predicted model, not a curated record
AUAUGCUGCUCGCGAGAGUGCGCGGGGAUAGGAGGAGAUAUAUACGCUUGCUGUUUCCUUUUUUUCCUGUGUUGUCAGUAGGAAAUGUCACUGGGAAUCAGAGACGGAUCGUUGGAAUGUCGGAGCUCUUGUAAACGUUCCGCCGAUCACGUGAAGUCACUUUUAGGAUGAGAAACAACGUGAGAUAGUGUUGGUUUCGCGGUCGGCCGUUGGAAUUGGAAAGUGUGAAUAACCUCAGUAACCUAAGACCUAAAACGCCGAUUGUUAAAAGAAAGUCAAGGAGUAACGUCGGCAGUGCGAUGAGCUCCAGUGAUCUAAAGAGCUGGCCAAUUUUCAGGCUUCUGGAGCCGGAAUUCGUGGCGCAAAUUCAUAUGGCUGUAGUAUACGGUACGAUGGGUAAUGAGGCUUUAAUUAUGACAAAAGACAAGAUGGUAUAUGCUCUGGGUAGCAACACUUCUGGUUGUUUGGGUACUGGCGACAUGCACAGCACACUGUAUCCUAAAAAGAUUGAAGCCUUAUGUGAGAAGGGUAUAAAGACUUUCGCCUAUGGUAGUGGACCUCAUGUAUUGGCACUCGCAGACAGUGGUGAGGUGUACUCCUGGGGUCACAAUGGAUUCUGUGAACUAGGAAAUGGCUCGACCAAUCAAGGCCUCACACCGACACCGGUGAACAUAAACUUGAACGGGAAGCACAUCGUGGAUAUCGCGUGCGGCAAUCAUCAUUCUCUCGCUCUUACCGAGGACGGCGAGGUGUACGCUUGGGGCCAAAAUAAUUGCGGGCAAGUAGGUAGCGGUAUCAGCACGAAUCAGGGCUCGCCCAGGCUAGUGAACUCUAAUUUGGCUGGGAAGAAGGUUAUUUGCAUCACAUGCGGCCAGGCGUCCAGCAUGGCGGUCACCGAGAACGGUGAGGUCUACGGCUGGGGCUACAACGGCGUCGGUCAACUGGGAAUUGGCAAUUAUGUGAAUCAGGUGAACCCAGUCAAGGUUCCAGGCUUGAUGGGAGUCCGAAUAGUGAAGGUGGUCUGCGGACACACCCACACGUUGGCGCUCACCGACGAGGGGAUGCUCUAUGUCUGGGGCGGCAACAGUUACGGCCAACUGGGCACCAAUAACAAGACGAAUGCCUGCAGCCCGGUCAUGCUGAAUGUGCCCGAGAUGGGGAGGGUAUCGGACAUCGCAGCUCUGCAUUACAAUCACAUCAGCGCGGCCGUCGGUGACGGCGGGCGCGUCUUCAUGUGGGGUCAAUGCCGCGGCCAAAGCAUCACGAGUCCGACCGUCACUCCGUUAGCGCACCUCCACGAAGUGCUGGCCUGUUACUCUUCCUCGAACGUCAUGCAUAAGCCACUGAUCCUGUGCGCUGACGAGGAGCUGAAUAUAUUGGAUUGCAUGAGACAGGCGUUCGAUGAUCCUUUGACCAGCGAUCUCAUGGUACACGUGGAGGGGAAAACUAUUCACGUUCACAAAGCAAUCCUGAAGAUCCGCUCUCAAUAUUUCAGGACUAUGUUACAGGAUCCUUGGUUGGAAAAUAGUCAGAGCGUGAUCGAGCACGAUACUUUCUCGUACAUCGUCUACAAGGCUUACCUGAACUACCUGUACACCGGCGACGUCGACCUACCGCCGGAGAAUGCAUUAGAGCUCCUGAAUUUAGCUAACUUGUACAUCGAAAAAUCGCUCAUGCGACGUUGCAUUCAGAUGAUAAAGCAUGGGAUCACCGUGUUGAACGUCGCCUCCCUCUAUAGCACGGCAAUCGAGUAUAACGCGAAAGGAUCAACUCCGAUGACUCACGCCGGAUCGAGUGUACCUAUUCGAGUAAACGGGCCCGCACAGCGUGCUCUACACGUCCGUAAUGCCAGCACUGCUGAUUUGCAGGAGCUGGAGGAGUUUUGCUUCAAGUUCGCGUUAAACCACAUGACGGCUGUGACACAGACGGAGAACUUCGCCAGGUUGGACGAAAAAACGGUUAAGACCUUCAUCUGCAAGGCCGCCCAGUCCGGCAUUUUCAAGACGUAAUUUGGUCCAGCUUAAGAAAGACGUCCACGGUGGUCACGGUAGCACGCGUUCGGACGAAAGGGAGCCUCGGUUCGUUUCGCCCGAACCUCCGCCGUUCCUUGUCGCACGCACACAUGUGAUUACAUAUUCGGUAGUCGAUUAAGUCGAGGCGCACGUUAGUUAAUCAGGAGGCGAAGUCGCCGAUUUCUCUCGUGCAUUUCCUUCCUUCCCCCCUCCCCCCGCCUCCGCAUUUCGUCGUUAGCAUUUCCCGCGCGAAUGCCCGGCCACUUCGAGUGUUAGUCCGCGAUAGCGCACAGUCGUCCGCGUGCGAACGAGCGCGCACGCGGACCAUCCUCGCUCACCAAUGCUCUCCGCUCGAAAAGAGGCUGCUCUCUACGAAACGAGAUAUCCUAGAUUAUUCUCUUUCAUUAGAUUUUACGAGAUUCACUCUGUAGGUUUUACUCUAUUUAGGCUUUACUUUCGCGUAUCGACGAUGGAGAAAAAAGAAAUGAAAGGGAAAAAAGACGAGUUCGCCUCGAUCGCCUCACAGUUGUGAGAAAGGCUCUCUUUUUUUUCCGCAAGGAUUCAUUACUCUACACGAAGCGUUGGCUACACAUUAUCUAAGGUAUCUUUUUGGAUAAUACAUAGUUGAGAUAAUAUGUAGCAAGACAGCUAUUUGGUGUAACGCGUACUGUUCCUUGCUGAAAACAGCCCAAGAUUCAAUCUCGCGUUGUACGCGAGAUUAAUCCGUCAAUUCGAGAGCGAUCGAUCAAGCGCGACAACGAGUACUUUAUCUUUCCGUCUAUAUCGUGUCAUUCCUAAAUGGUAGUUUAGUCAUUUUUUUGGUAUGUGCGUUUAGCUGCCCAUGUGCCCGGCUCGCGAGAGGCCGGGGUCUUUCCACGAUUCUUUUUUCCCACCGGACCGGCGUUCCCGCCCGCCCGCGGGGUUCGUGUCUAUGUAGUACUCUUCACUAUAUACUUGUAUGUUAAUAAAGUUUUAUAUCAUUGUUCGACAACGUAA